Wyeomyia smithii (pitcher-plant mosquito) is the source of this 12682-nucleotide messenger RNA. It is a transcript of the gene tinc, whose product is annotated as protein tincar. NCBI's taxonomy places the organism in Eukaryota, Metazoa, Arthropoda, Insecta, Diptera, Culicidae. The transcript has 11 exons. Bases 2138 to 6022 code for a protein of 1294 amino acids. The record is from RefSeq and is a predicted model, not a curated record.
CCUUCAUCGAGGGUCGUAGUGAGCGGAUGCACUUAGUCGGUUUUUCCUGCCCGUACGCGUCGCUUUCCCGGUCGGUGUGUGUGGGUGUGCGCGUAUAAGAAGGCAACAACUGCCAGCUGGUGGAAAGUGGUGCAGUGUUCUGUGGCGGCAGGAGCUGAUUCCGGAGAGUUUUCAAUAACAGUGAGCCGCAACAAAGGAGCGUGGUGCGGGGGUGUUUUGCUUGAAAGCACAAGGACGCGAAUUUAAUUUUUGUUCUUCUCGAGUGGGGCCAUCCUUGUUGGAUAGCGGUGCUGCUCAGUGGCACCGGUCGAACAACAGCAAAGGUGUGGAGGUGUGAAGUGUAGAGUAGAACGAGAGAUAACGCUCGCAAGAUUUUAUAUACAAAAGAAUGCAGCGUUGUUGUGUUUUCGAUUGUCGGUCUUUUGGUGAAACAGCAUGUGAGUGAAGCGAGCAGCUCAUUAUCACAUUUUGGGUGACGAGAGGUGUCAAGCUGGAGGGUGUUUGGAGGAGAAAAAUUGUCAUAACAAUCAUUAAAAGAGCGUUUGUUACGUUCGAGUGUUACCAGAUUCUGAGAGAAGAGAGAAAAAUAAUACCUGGAAGCCAGUGGGUGAGCAGGUGGUUUCCUUCGUGUGGGUGGCAAGCGAUCAAAGCUAGUGUUUAUACUUUUCCCUCGCUGGAAUGCAUUCACGUUUAAAGCGGCAGCAAAUAAAAUGGUAAAGAUGUUUAAUUUGUGAAAUUACGUGAAGUUCUAAGCUUGGAAGUGGAUCGUUUAAUAACGAAAAACCUAAUUUUCCGUGCGAUCGAAAAAAAGUUGUUCCUGGAUUUUUGAUAGUUCUCGGAAAUACUUGCGAGGGGUGGUUAGUUAUACCUAUUCACAAUACCGGUGUCCGUGUCUAGUAGCAGUGCAUGAAAAGCCUCGGAUGUAGAUUUGGAUGGUGGAAUGACCUUCAAAUUAUUGAUUUUUGCUGCAAUAUCAUCGUUCGUGUUUCCCGGAAGUGAAGAAUGAAUUGAAAAUACCAAGAAAACGUCACGUGAGCUUAAUAAUUCUAGUAAAUUCUACUUGCAUAUUUAAUCGAAUAUAUCACUAAUAUUGCGCUAUCAUCGAUGAAACAAAUUAUGUGUUACUGUGAAAAUAUAUCUACCACUUAAUUUAGCCGCCUAAUUAGUGUGAGUUUAACUACCGGAAUAAUCAGCUUGUAAUUAAAUAUUUCCAUAUCUGAUCAGAAAAAAUAAACAUAUAUUAACAAGCGCGUGACUGAAAGAAGUGAAUGAAAAUUAUUUGAAAAACGAAAAUUCAUCAUUGCAUAUGCACACCAGAUCGACCGAGCUAGAUUGCGCAACAAACAGUAUAAUUCAGCGAUAAAUUUGAUUUUCGUCGCCCGCCGGUAAAUUGUGAAAACGAAAAAAAAAAACAACACGCCAAAUCCAUUAUUGACAAUUGGAGGAAAAAAACCGAGUUGUUUACGUGUGCGGACUGAACUUGUACUAUUCGCAUUCGCUCCGGACCGACCGAUUACUGUUUGGAUUACGUGAAUUUUGGACUGCAUCCCAGUUCGGAUUGUAUGAGCGUUGGUUAUAAAUAGGAUUCAUCGGUAUAACGCCGAUUUUUUUUCAACAAAUCUGUGUGCGGCGUGCAAGAAAAAAACCAAGUGACUAUUCGGCUUAACACAGGCUACUGGUCUAAAUUGCUGUAAAGGUACCGCGAAAGCAGGCCCCGAUGGGAGACAAUAAUUAGAGUGUAAACGCUUGUAAGCUCCUCUCUUGCUCUACAUGUCGCCAAUAUUUUGCUAGGAUUUGCAUCACACUCAAUUCAAGAAAUGAAGCAAUAAGUUAUCCGCCCUGGAUUUACUACCGCACCGUCAACACUAAACCAACAAUGAAUAAACCAUAUCGACGCAGCCGUAAAGACUUCAUACCCAAUACGUAGCCAGUAGAAAUGGCAACAACUGCUCAUCGUCCUAUCGUGUUCACUUAGAAAUAAAAACAAAAAUCAGCUUUUUAUUGUCGAGCCAUCGCGAGCGUUCUGAUCCGAUUACUCGAAGCUCAACGCCGCUAUCUGUGAAACUUCCCCACUAGCAAUUAGCUCUUUCGUAACUUACUCCAACCGUUGAAGUUUCGAUUCAAGACGAGCAAGAAAAUGUCGAUAACAGGUUCGCUGGUCGGUUACGAAAACAACAACGAGGUAUCGAAGAAGAACCGCUCUCUGCUCAACAUAACUGCGACCUCAAACGCGUCCUCGAAGCAAUGCCCAAGUCUAAACACAAGCAUAUCGAAUAGUGUGAUAACUACGGCCAGCAGUCAGUACCGGCAACAUCGAACAGAUGGUAGCACCGGGGGAGGUUGCACUUCCGGGGGUGGAACCAAAAAGCCUCGACGGUUGCAUCUGAACACACUGUGGUCGGUGUGGUACGGAAUACUGAUAACCCUCCUGCAGGGCUAUUUGGUGCUUCAGGGAACGCAUCGCUAUCUUGGUCUGUCUGCGCUGAGUUGGAAGUAUGAAAAGCCGACCACCGAACUGGACAUACAAAUAGUGUUCUGCGGGUUGGUGGUGUUGUUCCUGCCGCUGCUGCUGGCUGCCACGAUGUUUCGCGUCGGGAAUCUGGCCAAUGAUGGAAUUAAGCUAGCAUCCGGUACCAGAUUGUGUUCGUCGGCACCCACUGACGGACUGGAAGAGGAAGCCUUCGAGGGAACACUACGCGCACUCUGGAUUCACGGAGGACCGACUUCCGCUUUCAUACAUAUCAUAACGGCUAUAUGUCUACUACUUCCGCGAUUACUACUAGAGGCAAAAGUAAUCGAAAACGGAUUACUACCCAAAGAUGACAUCUGGCGCACCGACUUGGAUUUCAUGGUCACCCAUAACGAUCGGUUGGUGGUAUUGUCAUUCAUGACAUCACCCUAUCCAAACUCAACUACAAAGCCCCCCCAUACACCAGGCUCAACCAAUAAUGACUACGAUGGUAAACUCUACCGAAAUGGGUACUUCGAGCAUAAUGAUAUGGUGGAGAAAUUCUCCGCCUACGAGGAAGAUGAUGGGGAAGAUUUCGGCGAUGACGAUGAACCUUUUCGAACUCAUGAAGCUUUAGAAUCCGAAAAGGCACUUCCACCGUCGUCCUCUAUUUCCAUCUCGACGAUGGAAAACUAUAACAUCAACGUAUUCGAUACACCAACAACCAUGCACACGCUACCACCAGUGCGAAACCUAUUGACAACCACAUCCGCCCCUAGCACGACUAUCAUCGUAGAAACAUCAACUCCAAUUCUACAUCCUUCGACCCGACCAACAAUCCAGUCGAAAAAAACCGAGCGAAAUAAAAAUCCCAGCCAUUAUCGUAAACAUUCCGCAAAAUCAAACAGCAACGGCACUCGCAAAGAAAAGCAUCAUCAUCACCAUCACCACAACCAGCAUCGCUUAGACGACGUAGAUUCCCGGUUGGAAUUGCAACCACAGAAAGAGUUCGAUUUCGAUGCGUUUGAAGAUCACGAAAUCACCACCCUUUUUGAGGUUAAUCAUAGCAGAAAAGUGCAACCGGGAUCGAAGAACCUAUCAACAUCUACAACUGCGGUAACGACUAAAGCUAUCGGAACAACCGUCACCGAUACCGCCACCGAUGCAACGAAACCAUCCACUACCCAAAGUAAUCCAAAAAAGUUAGCGCCCACUAAGGACAGCAAUACACAUAUCAUCAAGCCGGUGAAAUUGCCAGAGAACGUAAUCCCGUCUACUCCCGUCACCACCAACUCCAAAAUCAUCGAAAUCCGACCAAGCACUACGGGAGAAACCACCUACAGUACGCCGAAAAAGAUUAAGCGUUUUACGUCCGAUAAUUACAGCAGUGAGAGCUUGGAAAGUUUGGAAAACAUUCCCAGCGUUGACGAGGAUGAAUUCAUCAUUAAAGAUGAAAAUGGAAUGGAAAUACGGCCAGCCUUCCUGAUAGGAACCGUUCCAGGAAACAUAACGACCAAACCUGUUCAGCUGACAGGCUUUGCUGGGUUUUUACAAAUCUUCCUACAUGCAGAUCAACAAUUUAACGCGAAUCGCUGGACAUCGGUGCCAUGUUUAGAGUUCAUCAACCUGGCAAUCGCUCUCAUGGCCUGGGCCGUACGCUAUCCAUCGGUGUUUUGGCACACCUCCAAGAUGUUUGCCUUUGUUUUCAGCCUGCAGAUGAUCGCUAAUGGUUUGGAUAUACUUCUGAGCUUCGCCGGUGCGAGUGUGCUGUACAAGUUGCAGACCUUAGGCCAAGGUUUGCCACUGCAAGCGCCCACUUUGAUUUUGAAUGGGACGGUAACGAUUGCAUUGACCAUUCUGUCGGUGAUUUUGACUAUAGCGUCCUCGAUGGUUCUGUAUCUCUACGGGCACGGCAAACUUGCCAUGAAGAUCCGCGAUCGUCGAUUAAUUACUGACAAGCAGAGUACCGACGUGUGGGCUUACUUCGCGCACUGUUCCUCGCUGUGUUUCGUAUUGGCACUGGCUGUUGUUAAGGCACCACUUCUUCACGAUUUGAGUGCUGCAUAUCGAGGAAGUCUGGAUGGGGCGGUUCUUGCUGCUGCUUUGGGCUCCGUGAUUCAUCUGUUUCUCUGGAUCGUUUUAUGGCUGUGUUUGACCGCCAAACGUCGUUGGCAUUUUAAACUGCCUCCUCUGGAUGUGCCGGGUACCCGAACCGGGGUAUCGCAGCCCCUGCUGCGAGGAGGAUCUCUGCUGCGUAACACGAAAGGUGGACCACCUGGGGACAGUAAUGGUGCAACCAGCAGCGAAGAGGAAACCAUCUACUGGCCGAAAAUAGCUCCGAACUCACCGAAAUUGAAAGUAACCUUCAACGAAGUCACCAGUACGUCAUCCGAUCAUGCCCAUAGCGAACAUGACGGCAAUCGCCAUUCGUCCGCUGGAACCACGUUACGUCUGUCCAGUGUUACGGGGGAAACUGAUGACGGAGACUACGCUACGCUAAGGAGACCCGCGGGUGAUAUGAUGCAUAUGGGCGAGUUUGAAGACCAUCCCCCUCCGCCGGAAGAGCUACUAGUCAACACCGCUCACACCGACCAUGCGGAUGACACAUCCGAAGAGGGGAAAUUACUUGCCUGCGUUCGCGAUGACAGUGUUACGUAUGCCUCCACCCGCGAUCUGGAGCCACCUAUUACUCGAACAAUGUCUCGCGAGGCAUUUAUCCGAUCACCAGAACAACUAGCAAGCCCUCUAGCUCCAGUCACCGUUACAGUACACAACAAUGAAAACAUGGCUCCCGGAUCAACGCCACGCUGUUUGCGCCGUGCUGAUUCUGGAAUGCCAAACGAAGCACUAACACCCCGCUCCGACACCACUUCAACAGAAAGCUCGGCUUCACCACCUGACUGCCGGGAUGCUCCAUCAGAGACCUCCAGUGGAGUACACUCCGGCGAGGAACGUGACGAAGUCGUAAUUCGUCCUCGAUCGGGGCCAUACAAGUCCAUCAUUAAACCUCCACCUCCAGCGAUCCAGGAAGAGCCCUUCGGACGAACAACCAACAUGAAAAUGUCCAGCUUUAGUAAAGAUGCUUCCAGCGCCACCCUCCCCUUGACACGGGGUUUCGCCGAGAUUCAUCAAUCGUACCCCCAGUGUAGCACGAUGCCACUUCCAGCCGGUUACCAUAACCAACAGCAUCACUAUCAUUCUCAGUCUUCUUUCACUCCCCCGAAUUCCUCUUCCCGACAACAACUCCAACAGCAUACGACCCUUCCCAACGGAGUUCGCUAUUCCUCCAACCAAUUCUUGAAGCGAAUGCCCUACAUCAAAACAGCUGAAUCCCCCUACGGUCACUUGGGUCUAGGCAGUGGACAUCACACAUUCUCCAAACUAUUGCACGAUCCAUUAGGGAUGCCACACCAGUCACCUCCAACUCACUCCCAAUCUAGCUACAGUAGCUUCUCACCCGUUCCAACGAUUCCUGAGGAUCGGGACUCAGCAAACUACUCAAUGAUCUCCGACCAGGACCGUGACAUGUACAUUAACGCUGUGCAUGAUUCCUCGAUACAGUUGCAGAAUUAGUUAGCCGGAUCUAUCGGUUCAAAUUGAAGGGAAAGGAAAUGUUUCAGUGUCAAGUCAAAACGUACCAUCGUAAAAUUUCACUGUCAUUGUAAUUAAAAGCCAUUUGUAAGCAGAUAAGUGUAGAAAAUUUACCAUUCGAUGCGCCUUCUUUGAAAUAAGUUAAACCGUACACAGUUAGGUUUUUUAGGAAGAAGUACGAAACCGUAAAUAUAGCCGCACAAUUAAUUUUAGAAAGCAGUAAACUUUAGUUAAAUUAAUACUAGGUUUGUACAUUGCUCUACCGUAGGCUGUAAAUAUUAGGACAUUUCAAAUACUAUAUACUAUGCGUUUCAUAAGCAACCACCAACUUCGCUCACCGAAAGUAAUGACAACUCAUCUAGAGGACGGCUAUAUUUUAUUCAUAUAUGCGCUUGGUGAAAAUCACAGCUUUCGCUUGCUAAUACUCCUAUUUAUAACAGACAGUUGUCAGAACGACUCCAUCGAUAUAUAUAAAAAAAAAACAAUUGCGCCAAGUUAUAAUAUCGUGAUAUUAUGUAUGCCAUUCUGUUGUUCAAAGCAGAAAGUUUAGGGGGAACAGUAUCUCUGUACGUGUAUUAAGAAAACUUGGUUUAUUUCAUCGUUUUUGUUUCUCUCAUCAUUAUCGAAAUUUGUUUCACCAAAUACAGAUGCCGGAUACAUUUUGGAAGUCCUGAUUAAUUUAGCGGUGAUAUUUUUUCUAUGGAAGAUUUUGGAGCUGAAUCAUGACUUACAUUUGUAAAUCUGGAAUGUUCAGCGUGUAGUCUUGAGCUGAAUAAAAAUGUGUAAAACGAUAGGUCAAAAAUGCCCAAGAAAUGAUUUUUUCUUAUGAUGUAACGAAAAAAAUCACGUACAGAUAGCGUAACUUUACUCACUAUUAAGCUGAAAUGUCACUUGAUGUAACGAACAAACUUAAUUUACCUUGGCAAGUUCAGCAAAAUAUUUCGAUGAAUAUUCGGCAACAAAAAUCGUUCGUCGUAAAGCAGUAAGUCUUGAGAUCUCCUUUGCCGAGAAAAAGUAUUGUCAAAAACUUCUGAACUUACUUACUUUUACUUUUAUGGCGACAGAUCGUAGAGAUCUGCCGAAUCCAAAAUACGCCUCCACAAAACUCAGUCUUGUCUUCUCUCCAGUCCUCCCUUACACCCGCUGCUCUGGCAUCCUCGUCGACAGCACACAUCCAGCGCGUGCGGCGUCUGCCUCGAAGUUGGCGGCCUCUAUCCGGUUCUCUGCUAAUCUUUGCCCGUCGCUCAUCUGUCAUCCGUGCUACAUGGCCAGCCCACUGUAACCUGCCGUGUUUCAUCAGCUUGACAAUAUCAGUGUGUUAGUAUACUUUGUACAGCUCGUGAUUCAUGCGCCUGCGCCACACCCCGUUCUCUAGUUUGCCUCCGAGUAUUGAUCGCAGGAUUCUACGCUCGAAGAUCCCGAGCGCUCGUCGAUCGGCCUCCUUCCACGUCCACGAUUCAUGUCCGUAGAGCGCCACCGGGAGGAUCAGAGUCCUGUAGAGCGCAAAAUUCGUACGGAUCUACGGGAACUAAGCUGACUGCGCAAUCCUUAAUAUGUCCUAUUCACUACCGCAUGUCUCUCAACCUCGUGGCUCUCCUCGUUGUCACAUGUCACGAGAAUAUCUAGACGAACAAAUUCUUCGACCACUUCGAAAAACAUCUCCUCCGCAACACCAACACCCGCAGAACUACCACGCUCUCUGACAGCCACCAUGUACUUCGUUUUGGCAGUGUUUAUGGCGAGUCCAAUUCUCGCAGCUUGAUUUUUGAGAGCCGUAAAGGCCUCCUCAACUGCUCUACGGUUACCACCUAUUAUACCAAUGUCGUCCGCGAAGCCUGAAACAUGUGAGACUUCGUGAUGAUGUUACCGCUCCUAUGCACACCUGCACUUCGUAUUGCACCUUCCAAAGGUAUGUUUAACAGCAAGUUCGAGAGCCCGUCACCUUGCUUCAGACCAUCUAACGUCACAAAGGGGUCCGAAAACUCGCCCGCUGUCCUGACGCUUGAUGUGAAACCGUCAAGCGUCGCACGUAACAGUUUAAUUAGUUUUGUUAGAAAACCAUGUUUAAGUAUGAUUUGCCACAGUUUGUUGCAUUUUACUGUAUCGUACGCUGUCUUAAAGUCUAUAAACAGAUGGUGUGUCUGCAAGUUCUUAAAACUUAUCGAGGAUCUGUCUCAAGGUGAACAUCUGGUCCAUUGAAGAUCGUCCCACUCGAGAACCGCAUUGGUAUUCUCCAACAACGGCCUCAGGCGCUGGAAUAAGAUACGGGAGAAAAUGUUAUAAGUGGAAUGAGGGAGGGUUAUGCCUCGAUAAUUGCUACAGUCGAGUCUAUGUCCCUUCUUGUAGAUAGGAUAUUUAGGUCCUUCCAACAAGUUCGUAGGUAGUUGUUUCUCAGACCAUACCCUUAAGAUAAUCUGGUGAAUUGCCCUAAACAGCCACUCUUUCCCGACUUUGCAAAGUUCGACCGGUAAGCCGUCCUUCCCAGCGCCUUAGUGGUUCUUUAACACUUUGCAAGCAUUCUUCACCUCGUCCAAUGUUGGUGGGUCCACAACUUGUCCGUCCUCCCCAAUUUAUAUCCUGUUCCCCUGCGACGACUCUCCUACCUUCCUCACCGUUCAACACCACUUCGCAAUAUUGUUUCCAACGCCUGGCCACCUGCGAUUCAUCGGUAAUCAGGUUUCCCUCCCAGUCAGUACACAUCACAGGUACUGGCAUGGUCCGGUUCCUAAUUCCGUUAAUUGUUCUAUAGCAGCUCCUCGUGUCGUACCUGGUGAAGCAAAUCUCCGCCUCUGCGAGGACGCGAUCGUAGUGCUCACUUUUCUUACGACGGUGCAGCCUCUUUUCGGCAGCUCUUACGUCCCGGUAUUUCUCCUGCAUCUGACGCGUUACAUGAUUAGCUGCUUUUGACGUGCUGACGUAGGCCCGAUUCUUCUUUCCAGUCACCUCUACACACUCAGCAUCGAGCCACCCACUACGCGUGGUUCCCCUUCUAAUGCCCAGCACUUCUGGCGCUGUUUCGCUGAUCAUGGAUGUGCGUCCACUGCUUGUACAGGUUAACUCCAACUGGUCCACCGAUCCGUCUAUUAACUUUCCGAGUACACUCUACAGCAACUCCUUUCGCCGAUAACCUCUGGAUGUUCAGACGUAUCUUCCUCGCCGAUCUCGAUUUAAAUACGUUGGACAGCAGGGCGCGAAUCUUACCUACCACGAGAUAGUGAUAAUAGUCGAUGUUUGCCCCUUGAAAGGACCGCACAUCUAUGAUGUCUGAAAAGUGCCGGCCGUCGAUCAGCAUGUGGUCGAUCUGGAAACAGGCCUCUCCAUUAGGGUGUCUCCAGAUGAACUUCCAAAUGUUCAGUCGUGCAAAGUAGGUACUAUAGAUGGCCAUUCCCCCGACCGCGGCGAAGUUCACUUACCUCAACCGUUUUCGCUGGGGUUAGAGUGAAGGCUCUACUUGUGAUUCAUAUCUGUAAAGUUCUACUUGUGCAUUCAUAUCUCCGAUGACGCUCUUUAUGUCGUGUUGUGGGCAUUCUCCAUCUUCAUACGUCUUCUCAAGGAGCUCAUAGAACUCCUCCUUUACGUCAUCGGUUUUAUCGUUUGUCGGCGCGCACACGUUGAUAAGGCUGUAAUUACAGAAUCUGCCUUUGAUCGUCAAUACGCAUAUCACGGUCAUUAAUAGGCCUCCACCUAAUGACACGCUUCCUUUAGGUUUCUGAGUAGCACGAAACCGACGCCCGUUCCGCUCUGUCGCCGCCACUGUAGUAGAUGUGGUACAUGAAAGAAGUGCCCGCGGUCGGAUCAACCGCCCGGAAUUCACGGCUGCUACCUCCACUUUUGCCUUCUGUAGCUCUCUGGUCAAGAUGCCCGCGCGUGCCGUUUCGAGCAGAGUCCUAACAUUCCAAGUACCAAGUUUCCAAUCGUUGUCCUUUUUCGUUUGUCUAGGUCUAUACCAAAUUUAGAAAAUCUAUACCGAGCGUCUUAGCAUUUUCUAGUAGAGUAUAACGGAAACCGAUAACUAUUUCUUUGAUUUCCUAGGUCUAUACCGAUUGUUCCGAUUCGUAUCAUUCUCUGGAUUGUUCGUAGUAUGUUUAUUUUCAGCAUGCUGCCUUACUAAUGCUGCGAUGCCUAGUCUCGCGACGGGGCUGCCGUUUUGGGUGUAGCUGACGAGAUCAGUCGCUGUUUGAGCCGCCCUUAACCUGGGGAACAGACGCUCAGGCAAGCUGCUCUCCAAGAAGAACAGCUCCCUCUUCCCUGUCAGCAUACGACCAAGUUCCCACCGGUUCACCGAUCUUCCCUUGGUUGCUCGUAUCCCAGUCGGUACCACGUGGAGGUAUGGAUAGGAGUUGCUGGGCAUUAUGCUAUGGACCACACUGGGGUCUAUUUUAUGCCAACUAGUACGGGUGUACUGCUGGUACACACUGCCCAGCCGUUCACCAACCAAACUUCUGAACUACUGCAUUGAAUUUUCCGACUGAAGAGUUCUAGGCGAUUAAAUUAAACUGUGAGUGAUUUAAGUAUUCAGCGUAUCUUUUUAUUGAUUUCUCAGCCAUAUUGUUUUGGUAUAGACCAUUUUCAAAAACAUCAUAUCAAGAAGACUCGCAUCUCUGGAUCGAUCCCAUACAAAUGACAAGCGUCAAAUUAAACAGCGCACUCCAUCUAAUAACUGUGGAAGUUUUCUAUGAAAGUGCUGGUAAUUACAUAGCUGCGAAGACAGAGUGUGUGUAUAUUGUGGUCCAGCCGGUGCGUUCGGCUCGCAUUCGCAUCGCCAGCACACACACUAGCUUGCGUCAGUUCCACUUUUACUCAAAAGACUGCGCUGCCAAAACUGUCGCUCAAUCUCAGGCAGAGUUCCCUGUCUUCUUGAUAUGGUGUUUUUGCCAUUUUGCUAUAGAACUAUUUUCUAGGCAUUUGCUGGGUUUUUCUCUAUAUUUCUUAUCAAGUAGAUAGUAUCCUCAAUUAAAUCAUUUCAAAAUUUCUUGUAUGAACAACACAUGCGAAGUGACACUGCAGAAUAUUUACAAUUCGUAUCCCAUUACUGCUUCAGUUAGAACCAUAAUUCACAAAGUCUACAACAAUGAAGCCACAGAUUAACAGACUAAACACUUUAAAAAAAUUAAAUAAUAUCACCGUUCGGAUGAUACCAGUACUUUACGUCAGUAACACUAGUACCAUCUGCUGCCGUGUUCUCGCUUCUUCUUGUAUUUCGACAUCAGUGCUAGCGUACGUGCAUGUGUCAAAUUGGGAACUACAAAAUGUGUAUGAGUGAUGUGUAUGAUUGCCAGUUAAUUCUGAUUCAACUCGAAAAAACUUUUGAGUUAAAAAUCAUGUUUUAUUAAAUGUUUAAAGUUGUAUCCGCUGUAUCUUAACUAAAUCCUUUAAUCUGUAUUUGGUGAAACAAUUUCAUCCACACUGGAAAAUCCCGCAUCAUUCAGUUCGAUAAAUCACAUUCUCAUCAUUAAUGAUAACGUAAAACCAAAGAAUUUGUCAUUAAUAGAAAUCUCAAUCAUCUACUCACCAAAAUCCACCAGAAGACUAUAGAAGAAAAGGCAGAAGAAAACUAAUUAAUUGUAACGUGUGUGACAAAAUGGAAAGACAACAAACUCGAAAGGCAUAUCCGUAUUAAACAGAGUCAUAUCUAGGCGAAAGGGCAUAAGUACUAGAGAGUAUAACAAAUCCGAUGUAGAAACCACAGUAGCAGUGGAACAAACCAAACAAAUUAACAGAACGAGGCAUACAAAUACUAUUUACUGACUGUUCCCUGACCUCAGAGAAUCGAAUUGAUUGACAACCGACUCUCUCGCUAUCUUUCUUUCGUUACGUAUUCUGAAAGACAGAUGAAAUAAACAGCAACAAUUGCCAUAAGAACCGACCAGAACACAGCAACAGGAAAACAGGAAACGUCGUAUUAGCCCGGAUAUAUUGUAUUUUUGCAGGGCAAUGGUAGUUUUACAGAGAAAAAAAAUCCGCAGAACCGUCAGUAUACACACCAUCAAUCGCCACACAUCCGAGUGGGUGUAUUGUAACUCAAAGCAUCAUUUUCAGCAUACCAGUAUAUAUGAAUGUAUAUCGUAACCACAGGACAAUAUUACCAUGAGACAGAAUUUUACAUAUGAGUAGCGAUCCUAUUAUUUUAUGGAGAAUCAGACACCAUCAUUCAAAUUCAACUCAACGCCACGUGUCAGCUAGAUGUGUGGUAGACGACUGUAGAAAUGUGUAGCGAAAAUUUACAAAUUUGUAAGAGAAUUUUACACAUCAGCGCUAUACAAGUGGAACAUCUGUCACAGCUAGAGCAGCCGCGUAACAUAGACAAAUUUAAAAUAACAUUCUGAUAGGAAGGCUUUACUAAAGGCAAAAACAGCUUAUGCAAUAGCUAUUCCGCUGCAAGCUUCUACUUUCUAUUAUACAAUUACUAAAGGGAAAAUCGCAGGCGGGACUCAUAAUCAAAGAGUGAAACCGAAUACCGAGAUAACGAUAUCCUGUAGCAACAAGCAACAUUAAAAUGUAAGGAUAACAACACUUAAAGAGUAUUAGUUUUUUUUAUCAUUUAGCUGAAAUUAUACAGCGUGAAAAGCUUAUUCGAAAUUAUUUAUCGGUUAGUUCGAACUAAUUGGAGAAUAAACGAAACAUGAAAAACGUAUAUGUAAA